This is a messenger RNA of Oppiella nova, 582 nucleotides long. NCBI's taxonomy places the organism in Eukaryota, Metazoa, Arthropoda, Arachnida, Sarcoptiformes, Oppiidae. The record is from the annotation of a GenBank genome assembly.
AUGGAGCUGUAUGCUGUCAAGAUUUGUGAUUUAAGUGGUAUUACUGAGGAGAAUGACAAACAAAACCUUUUAUUGGAAACCAAAAACAUGAUAAAAGUUCGCUCCGUAUUUGCCAUCAAGUACUACAACUCGUGGAUAGAAAGCGAUAGUCUAUACAUACAAAUGGAGUUGUGUUUGGAUUCAUUGAAAAACUUAUUACAAUUAAAGCGAAAACUUUUCUCUACAAAACCGCCUAAUCGGAUGACUAGUUUUGAGGUUUAUAUAUCUCUGGAGAUAUUUCGUGAACUCACAGAAUGUGUGCAAUAUAUGCACGAAAAGCGUAUCAUUCAUAGAGACUUAAAACCGGAUAACGUGUUGAUAGCGCUGGAGGAGCCGUUAUAUUACAGCAAAACGCGCCUAAAGUUAUGCGACUUUGGUUUGGCUAAAGAGGCGCUGAGUAUUGGUGCGUACGUUAUGUCGGACGACGUGGGAGACCCCCGAUAUCAGGCACCGGAGGCCAUGGGCACUGAUUACGACCACUUGGCAGAUGUCUAUAGUCUGGCGCUUAUUGGUGCAGAAAUUUUUGUUCACUACAACAAGUAA